This is a messenger RNA of Nycticebus coucang (slow loris), 5566 nucleotides long. It is a transcript of the gene ENO4, whose product is annotated as enolase 4. The coding region runs from base 102 to 2288 and encodes 728 amino acids. The transcript has 14 exons. Gene Ontology annotation, biological process: glycolytic process. Gene Ontology annotation, cellular component: phosphopyruvate hydratase complex. NCBI's taxonomy places the organism in Eukaryota, Metazoa, Chordata, Mammalia, Primates, Lorisidae. Gene Ontology annotation, molecular function: phosphopyruvate hydratase activity; magnesium ion binding. The record is from RefSeq and is a predicted model, not a curated record.
CGGCCAGAUGGCCAGAGUCCUGGGGUCACGGAGAAGGCGGAGCGUCCCCGGCUGCAGGCAGAGCUAAAGCUUCCACGCCUCCGCAAAAGGCAUUUCAGGAGAUGGCUAACUACUUCCCCAUCUGGAGAAUCAUCGCAGGAAAUUGGUGGGGGGAAAAAAGGAGAGAGGGCGAGUCUCGGGAGUGUGGGAGCCCAACUCCGGGGCCUAAAGCCGAGGGGAAAGGGAGGCGGGAGCAAAAGCCAUUCGUAGUUGAGGUAACAGGGAGCAGCUCUUGCCUCAGAAAGAAUCUAGGGCUGGAACUCGCGAGAUCUGGGGUCGCGAUCUCGUUGCGUUGCCUAGCGACAGGGAGGACGCUCGCGGGCCCCCAGACUAAACCCCACUGUAGCCUUAAAUCUCCUACCAUGGGGGAAGAAGGCGGCGGCCGCAGAACAGGGACCACUAGGGAGCGGCAGAAGCUGAAGCAGCAGGCGAUGGAGUACUACCGAGAGAACGACGUUCCCCGCAGGCUGGAAGAGCUACUCAACUCCACCUUCUACCUCCAGCCUGCCGACGUCUACGGGCACCUGGCAAACUGCUUUUCUAAACUUGCAAAGCCUCCCACUAUAUGCAAAAUAGUGGGGAAAAACAUACUGGAUGGACUGGGGCUUCCAACCCUACAAGUGGAAGUAUUUUGCACCAUUCAAAACUUUCGAAAGAAAAUAUGUUCAGUGGUGAUCUCGAGUCACUUUGAAGUCCCUGAGAGCGCUUUGUCUGAGCUGGCUGAAGCGGAGGAGGCAGAGAGGGCCAGUGCGGUCAGCACAGCUGUGCAAUGGGUCAAUGGCCCCAUCACCCACGAGCUUCACGGCCUUGCACCCACCGACCAGGUGGCAGUGGAUCACCUGCUCAGGAUAUUCUUUGCAAAUAAAGUACAAGAAGACAAGGAGAGAAAAGAAUUGGAAAAGUGCCUGGAAGACUUACCUGUGCCUUCACCUCAAUCUCCAACACCACCACUCCCUCCCCCACCUCCUACCAAAAAAAAAGGACAAAGGCAAGGGAGGAACAAUAAUAUUACAGAGAAGCCCAUUCUACCAGCAGAACCCGUUGAACCUGUACUCUGUGGCAGCAUGGCCAUAGGAGCCGUGUCACUAGCUGUUGCCAAAACCAGUGCCGUGCUGGGCAAUAAUCCUCUGUAUUUAACUAUUGCACUACUGAAGCACAAUCAGGAACAGCCAUUAACGCUAACUAUGCCUCUGCUGAUGGUAACUCUGGUCAGCUGCGGGAAGUCAUCACCUGGGAAGCUAAAUCUAAUGAAAGAAGUGAUUUGUAUACCCCAUCCUCAAUUAACAGCUACACAAGGUGUGGAGAUGCUUAUGGAAAUUCAUAAAAAUAUUAUCAAAGUCACUGAAACGCCCCCUCCUCCAAAAGCAGAGACCAAAAAAGGGCAUAAUGGAGGCAAAAGAGGUCAACAGCCGAUCACUAGCAAGAUGUCCCAUCUUGGCUGUGUAACCAUCAACUAUGACACUAUAGAGCAGCCACUACUUCUACUACAGGGAAUCUGUGAGAACUUGGGGCUAGAACUGGGAACAAAUCUGCAUCUUGCCAUCAACUGUGCAGGGCAUGAGUUGAUGGACUAUACUAAAGGAAAGUAUGAAGUGAUGAUGGGCACAUAUAAAAAUGCAGCUGAGAUGGUUGACCUGUAUGAGGACCUGAUCAACAAGUUUCCUUCAAUUAUUGCCUUAAUUGAUCCCUUCAGGAAGGAGGACUCUGAGCAGUGGGACAGCAUCUACAAUACACUCGGUUCCAGGUGUUACAUAAUUGCAGAAACUGCAUCCAAAAGCAUUUCUGAACUUCUAGAGCAUGGAAACAUCAACAUUCCCAAAUCCAACGGGCUGAUCAUAAAACAUACAAAUCAAACUACGAUGUCAGACCUGGUGGAAAUAACCAAUCUUGCUGACAGUAAGAAGCACAUCAUCUUUGGAAGUACAGAAGGAGAGUCAUCUGAUGACAGCCUUGUCGAUUUGGCUGUUGGGCUUGGUGUCCGGUUUAUCAAGUUGGGGGGUCUUUCUCGUGGUGAACGGGUGACUAAAUACAACCGCCUUCUUACUAUAGAGGAAGAACUUGCCCGGAGUGGAACACUGGGUUUCAAUGAAGAACACUUUUUUUUUUACUUUAAUGAGGAAGUGGAAAAGGCUACUGAGGGACCUGAGCUGCUUGAGCCCCUGGAGCCCAUCUACCCCACUGAACUUGCAGAAGAACCAGCCAAAACACAAGCAUCUUCUGGGUCGGGCUGUACACCCCCCAGUCUAUAGCUACACCGUUGGUAUGAUCAGACUGGUCAGUUUGGAGUGUGUCUCUAUAGUGAGUUUGCUCUUAAACGUCACAAACUCCUAUAUUCUUUUUAUUCUUUGAAUUUCACUGUUUGAUAAAAUAUAUAUAUUUUAUAGGUUUUUUGCCAGAAAUUGUAUCUGUGAACCUUGUUUCCCACCCAUCAUUUCCAUGGGGAUUUUGUAUGCAUACUUACUCUACUGUCCAGGAUUCAGGGUCAUGAUCUAGUAAAAGUGGGCAAUAUUUUUGUUGCCAACUCCACACUCUGUCAAACAUUUUAUCCUUUACCAAUCAGAACAUCUCCAAAAACAAAAGCCUAGAAGUUCUCUGUGCCAGGAACAGGUGACCAUCAUCUGUGUUUAUGCCACACAUCUGUGCUGGAAAGCACAGACACAUUUUUACAGCCAACCUUAGGCAGUGGUAUGAGAACGUCACUAUUUUUUUGUAAUAGCCAAACAACUUCAAUCUCACUUUCCUGCCUUUAAUUCCCUUUCCCAAUUCCUUCCUCUUUUUAAAUUUUAGUUUUUCUUCUAUUAUCUUUAUCUUUGUGAGGCUCCUUAUGUCUUUUUUGGAACAUAAGUGGAUAUAAAUGAAUAAGCACAUUGUGAAUGAAUAAAUAUUCUCAAGGUUAUUAAAUGCCCAAUUAUUUAUACUGCAGCUUUUAAAACGUGACUAGCUAGUGAUUAAAAACAAUGUGACACACAUGCUGACUGAACUGCCUCCUUUGUGAGCCAGUGCUGGGGUUACACACAGAAGUACCAGAAAGAAACAUACUCGACCACAGACACAUAGUAAUGUCCAAGUGCUUUAUAUAAUUUAAGGUCUCUAAUAAACGAGUUAUCACUUGUUUUUCCUAAAAAUUAUAUGAAUUGCUAUGUAAUGGCCUGUAGGAGUGGCUAAGUUUAGAUUUCUGAUUUAUUCUAUAUAUUUUUACUAAGCAUACUGAGGGCUUGUCCUUUUGAAGAGUAUUAACAGGGAAACAACGCCCUCUGGUAGCACCAACUCUUUCCUCUCAAAGCUUCAAUUUGAAAUGGCCUGAGAAGUGGUGUCACUCUUAAGUUGGGAGGAUGAGGACGGUGUCACAGUUUGUGGUUGCUACUGCCUCUCCCAAUGCUUGGCAACAAACAAUGGGGCAGGAGAAACUGGAAGGACAAUUCAUCUUCAAGGCAGGACAGACGUAGGUGGGAGUUUAGAGAGCCUUUGCAAAUGUCCUCAGAGAAAGACACACACACACACAAAUGAAUCCUAGAAGUAAUCCUAGAACUGUGACAUAAAUCAUAAUUACAUUAAUGAAACCAGAGCAAAAAUUUGCAAUAACAAAAUAAUGAAAUUAAAUUAAUCAAAGAGGUGAUUUAUUACUUCAACCAGGUCAACAUUUUAUUUUAUUUAUUUUGAGACAAAGUCUCAAGCUGUCACCCUGACUAGAGUGCCAUGGCAUCACAGCUCAAACUCUUGGGCUUAAGUGAUUUUCUUGCCUCAGCCUCCUAAGUAGCAGGGACUACAGAUACCUGUCAUUGUUGUUUAGCUGGCUGGGGCCCAACCCACUGGUAUAUGUGGCUGGCGCUCUACCCACUGAGCUAUGGGUGCCACCCAGGUCAACAUUUCAAUUUCAACAUAUAGCACAGUCUACUUACCUGUCCUAACUCCAGGACCAGGCUCACCAUUGAAUAGUUAGCAUUUUAUUUUUUAGAGAUGGGGUCUUGCUCUGUCACUCAGGCUUACUCUGCAGCCUUGAACUCCUGAGCUCAAGGAAUUCUCAUGCCUUAGCCUCCAGAGUAGCUGGGGCUAAAGGUGCACGCUACCACACUGGGUCUUAUUAUCUUGCCCAGCCUGGUCUCAAAGUCCUGGGCUCAAGUGAUCUUUCUGUGACUUGAGGACAGUGUUGGGACUACAGGCGUGUGGCUUGGCUAGGCAGCAUUUUAAUAUAAAGUUCUUAGAGGGCUAAGCACCAUUUCUAUUUGUAUUUUCUCUCUGUUAUAUGUGAUAAAAGGCAUAAUUACACAAUAAUUUAUGCUAACUAGAAAAGAAAGAAACUAGUCAUAACCUAUAUUAAAAAUGACAAUGGGACGGGGAAACACUAAUACUUAGAAGAAACUUCAAACCAUUCCAGUCCUUAUGGGGGGACUGCUUGACAACCCUUCUAAGGUCAAUGAUAAUGACAAGAGAGUUAUCCACUCCCCACAAUUUACGGGCAUAUAAGCUAAAGUUGCUCCAUAAUCGAUGUGACUAAAACAUGUACAGUAUGCAUUUAGAAGAAUAAUCCAGACUUUGAGACUCUGUGAUACACACUAUCACCGAUGUGACACACAACCUAAAAAUGGUCUGAAAAGUUCACAAUAAUUUUUACCUCUACUACUCCAUUUCCAACUAAGAUUUUACUGUGAACACAGGAAGUAAGGAAGGAGGAAUUACUGGUGAGUCGUCAGAGCCAAAACACCCUCCUUGCUACUCAGGCCGACAAGGCUGAGAGCUAACAGCCUUGUGGCCUCUGCCAGUCAGAGCUUCCCUGCGCCUGAUCAACUAUCAAACAACUGUGGGUGAGUUGAUAUGAGAUGAGAUGCAAAAAUUUUAAUCCAGAAAAGCGGGAGACAUUUUUUUUUUCUUCAACAGCAAUAGCGUGAAGUGCCUCUGCCCCUAUGCAUCACGCUGGCUAUAAAAUGCAUGAAUGUUAAUUUUAAAUGAAGCUCUGCAGCAGAAAAGAUUUAAUUUAUAGUUCCAAAAUGGAAGGAAGAAUAAAUAACCUUUGAGACAAAACAAAAACAUAGUGUUGCAGUCUCUUAGAACUUUAAAUGGGACAGAUAAGAUUCUGUAUGUAAAGAGGAAGGAACUACCUUGAAGAUGUGAGCACUGGUCCUCCUAUGUCUUCCUAUCUGGGAUCAACCCUUUUUGCUCACAACAUCACUCCAGCAGGAGCAAAACCUCCUCAAAACUGAGGUUAAAAGGAAAUACCGUAGUCAGAAAAAGACAGGUAAAUACCCUGCAUCAAAUACCUUUAUGUGAAAUUAAAAUGCUUUGUGAUCAUGGCAAAGGAAAGCAAGCAGCUUAGAAAAAGGCAAGAACACUUCAAAAUACCAGGUACUAAUGGUUACCUGGUCCAGUUAACACACCUCACUAAAUGUGUAACUUCUUACCCUGGAAAUGAGAGUGUUUUUUUCAUAACUAUAUUAUUCUGCUGAUGUGUGUGAUAAAAUACAGAAAGAUGCUGUUCAUACUUUUAUAUUCCUACAUGUAUGUGAGAGGCACAUCAGGAGAAGGAAGGAGA